UCUACUAAUAUGUGUAGUGUGUGGAUGUGUCAAGAGUAGAAAAAAUAGUACGAAACCGGGUGAUAAAAAAUCAAAAGGAGAGAAGAAAAUGAGCGAGGAGAAGAGGAAGCAACACUUCGUGCUAGUCCAUGGUGCAUGCCACGGCGCAUGGUGCUGGUACAAGGUGAAGCCGCUGCUCGAGGCUUCGGGACAUCGUGUAACCGCCUUAGACCUAGCUGCCUGCGGUAUAGACACCACCAGGUCGAUCACUGACAUUUCCACAUGCGAACAAUAUUCUGAGCCAUUGAUUCAGCUAAUGACUUCAUUGCCAAAUGAUGAGAAGGUUGUGCUCGUUGGUCAUAGCUUUGGAGGUUUGAAUUUAGCCAUAGCCAUGGAUAAGUUUCCUGAAAAAAUCUCUGUUUCUGUCUUUGUGACUGCUUUCAUGCCCGACACCAAAUGCUCACCAUCGUUCGUCGUGGACAAGUUUGCAAGCUACAUGACAUCAGAAGGAUGGAUGGGCACUGAGCUCAAGCCGUACGGCUUAGACAAUUCUGGCUUGUCUGUGUUCUUCAGCACUGAGUUUAUGAAGAACCGUCUCUACCAGCUUUCUCCUAUUGAGGAUCUUGAGCUUGGACUGCUUUUAAAGAGGCCCGCAUCAUUAUUUGUGAACCAAUUAUCAAGGACAAAGAACUUUUCAGACAAAGGGUAUGGAUCUGUUCCUCGAGCUUACAUUGUGUGCAAAGAAGACAAGAUCAUCUUAGAAGAACAUCAACGAUGGAUGAUCGAUAAUUAUCCGGCGAAUUUCGUGAUUGAGAUGGCAGAGACGGAUCAUAUGCCAAUGUUUUGCAAACCUCAACUACUCAGUGACCAUCUAUUGGAAAUCGCAAACAAAUUCUCUUAAUUGAUGAAAAUGUAUUUGGAGUUGAUACAAUUAAGUGUGUGUUCUAAAAUGGAUAUUUCUGUAAGUUCGGACUUUAUUUCUUAUUAUGGCAA
This is a messenger RNA of Camelina sativa (false flax), 972 nucleotides long. Its product is annotated as methylesterase 2-like. Gene Ontology annotation, biological process: salicylic acid metabolic process; jasmonic acid metabolic process. The record is from RefSeq and is a predicted model, not a curated record. NCBI's taxonomy places the organism in Eukaryota, Viridiplantae, Streptophyta, Magnoliopsida, Brassicales, Brassicaceae. Gene Ontology annotation, molecular function: methyl indole-3-acetate esterase activity; methyl salicylate esterase activity; methyl jasmonate esterase activity.